AUGUCCAUUACACAUCCUCAUUCAUUUCAGGUAUCAACCGCCAUGGCUGCAAAUGCUUCUACUCUUCUUCUCGCCCUGCUCAUCCUCACCACCCUUUGUUCGGUAGCUCUCACCACAGAGGAUCAAGCGGGAGAUGACAUUCCGAAGUUUCCCGAUAUUCCGGACGGCGACGAUGGGGACAUAGUGAAUUUAAACGAAGAGUCGUUUAACGAGGCACUCAGGCAGCACGAGUACGUUCCCGCGUUGCUGUACAACAGCUCGUGCCCGCGAUGCAAGAACUACAUGGUCCAGCUGCGGGAAGCGGCGGCGGCCCUGAAGGAGGCGGGCGGGGGGGUGUUGGUGGGCAAGGUGGACGCGGUGCAGCACGCGGGGGUGCUGCAGAGGGCGGUGGCGGAGGGCGCUGGGGACGACGGUGAGCCGCCGCUGUUCGUGUGGGCGGAGAAUGGACGCUUGCAGCCGUGCGACGAAUUCCACAGCGAGGACGUGGUGGCGUGGGUGCAGCGGAAGAGUGGGCGCAGCGUGGCCGUGCUGGACCCCGCCUCGCCCGCCGACCUGCCCUCUCUGGACUCACUGCUCGACGACUCCGUCACUGCGCUCGCCCUCGCCCUCGUGCAUGACACUCAGGGCGGGGCAGCAGCGGAGUUCAGGGGCGCGUCCAAGGACGUGGAGGGGGUGCGGUUUGCGCUCACCACGCACAUUGCAGUGGCCACCGCGCUGGGCUGGCAGGGCGACGCUGCUGCCGCCCUGGCGCGUGCAGGCGUGGAGGGGGCCGUGGUGGCCGUGCUCAAGAGCAGAAACGACACCUUUUCGCAGUUCACGUGUGAGCGUGCGGUGCAGUGUAGAGCGUGUGGGGCAGCGUAUGAGCGGGCGGUGCAGCGUAUGAGCGUGUACCUCCCUCAGUUCCUCCCUCAGUUCCUUCCUCCCUCAGUUCCUCCCUCAGUUCCUCCCACAGUUCCUCCCUCAGUUCCUUUCUCAUUCCCUCCCUCAGUUCCUUCCUCCCUCAGUUCCUCCCUCAGUCCCUCCCUCAGUUCCUCCCUCAGUUCCUUCCUCCCUCAGUUCCUCCCUCAGUCCCUCCCUCAGUUCCUCCCUCAGUUCCUUCCUCCCUCAGCUCUUCCCUCAGUUCCUCCCUCAGUUCCUCCCUCAGUUCCUCCCUCAGUUCCUCCCUCAGUUCCUCCCUCAGUUCCUCCCUCAGUCCCUCCCUCAGUUCCUCCCUCAGUUCCUCCCUCAGUCCCUCCCUCAGUUCCUUCCUCCCUCAGUUCCUCCCUCAGUUCCUCCCUCAGUUCCUCCCUCAGUCCCUCCCUCAGUUCCUUCCUCCCUCAGUUCCUCCCUCAGUUCCUCCCUCAGUUCCUCCCUCAGUCCCUCCCUCAGUUCCUCCCUCAGUUCCUUCCUCCCUCAGUUCCUUCCUCCCUUAGUUCCUUCCUCCCUCGGUCCCUUCCUCCCUCAGUUCCUCCCUCCCUCAGUUCCUCCCUCAGUUCCUCCCUCAGUUCCUCCCUCAGUUCCUUCCUCCCUCAGUUCCUCCCUCAGUUCCUCCCUCAGUUCCUUCCUCCCUCAGUUCCUCCCUCAGUUCCUCCCUCAGUUCCUCCCUCAGUUCCUUCCUCCCUCAGUUCCUCCCUCAGUUCCUCCCUCAGUUCCUUCCUCCCUCAGUUCCUCCCUCAGUCCCUCCCUCAGUUCCUCCCUCAGUUCCUCCCUCAGUUCCUUCCUCCCUCAGUUCCUUCCUCCCUCAGUUCCUCCCUCAGUCCCUCCCUCAGUUCCUCCCUCAGUUCCUCCCUCAGUUCCUCCCUCAGUUCCUCCCUCAGUUCCUUCCUCCCUCAGUUCCUCCCUCAGUUCCUCCCUCAGUUCCUCCCUCAGUUCCUCCCUCAGUCCCUCCCUCAGUUCCUCCCUCAGUUCCUCCCUCAGUUCCUCCCUCAGUCCCUCCCUCAGUUCCUCCCUCAGUUCCUCCCUCAGUUCCUCCCUCAGUUCCUUCCUCCCUCAGUUCCUCCCUCAGUUCCUCCCUCAGUUCCUCCCUCAGUUCCUCCCUCAGUUCCUCCCUCAGUUCCUCCCUCAGUUCCUCCCUCAGUUCCUCCCUCAGUUCCUCCCUCAGUUCCUCCCUCAGUUCCUUCCUCCCUCAGUUCCUCCCUCAGUUCCUCCCUCAGUUCCUCCCUCAGUUCCUCCCUCAGUUCCUUCCUCCCUCAGUUCCUCCCUCAGUUCCUUCCUCCCUCAGUUCCUCCCUCAGUUCCUCCCUCAGUUCCUCCCUCAGUUCCUCCCUCAGUUCCUUCCUCCCUCAGUUCCUCCCUCAGUUCCUCCCUCAGUUCCUCCCUCAGUUCCUCCCUCAGUUCCUCCCUCAGUUCCUCCCUCAGUUCCUCCCUCAGUUCCUCCCUCAGUUCCUCCCUCAGUUCCUCCCUCAGUUCCUCCCUCAGUUCCUCCCUCAGUUCCUCCCUCAGUUCCUUCCUCCCUCAGUUCCUCCCUCAGUUCCUCCCUCAGUUCCUUCCUCCCUCAGUUCCUCCCUCAGUUCCUCCCUCAGUUCCUUCCUCCCUCAGUUCCUCCCUCAGUUCCUCCCUCAGUUCCUCCCUCAGUUCCUCCCUCAGUUCCUCCCUCAGUUCCUCCCUCAGUUCCUUCCUCCCUCAGUUCCUCCCUCAGUUCCUCCCUCAGUUCCUCCCUCAGUUCCUCCCUCAGUUCCUCCCUCAGUUCCUUCCUCCCUCAGUUCCUCCCUCAGUUCCUUCCUCCCUUAGUUCCUUCCUCCCUCGGUCCCUUCCUCCCUCAGUUCCUCCCUCCCUCAGUUCCUCCCUCAGUUCCUCCCUCAGUUCCUCCCUCAGUUCCUUCCUCCCUCAGUUCCUCCCUCAGUUCCUCCCUCAGUUCCUUCCUCCCUCAGUUCCUCCCUCAGUUCCUCCCUCAGUUCCUCCCUCAGUUCCUUCCUCCCUCAGUUCCUCCCUCAGUUCCUCCCUCAGUUCCUUCCUCCCUCAGUUCCUCCCUCAGUCCCUCCCUCAGUUCCUCCCUCAGUUCCUCCCUCAGUUCCUUCCUCCCUCAGUUCCUUCCUCCCUCAGUUCCUCCCUCAGUCCCUCCCUCAGUUCCUCCCUCAGUUCCUCCCUCAGUUCCUCCCUCAGUUCCUCCCUCAGUUCCUUCCUCCCUCAGUUCCUCCCUCAGUUCCUCCCUCAGUUCCUCCCUCAGUUCCUCCCUCAGUCCCUCCCUCAGUUCCUCCCUCAGUUCCUCCCUCAGUUCCUCCCUCAGUCCCUCCCUCAGUUCCUCCCUCAGUUCCUCCCUCAGUUCCUCCCUCAGUUCCUUCCUCCCUCAGUUCCUCCCUCAGUUCCUCCCUCAGUUCCUCCCUCAGUUCCUCCCUCAGUUCCUCCCUCAGUUCCUCCCUCAGUUCCUCCCUCAGUUCCUCCCUCAGUUCCUCCCUCAGUUCCUCCCUCAGUUCCUUCCUCCCUCAGUUCCUCCCUCAGUUCCUCCCUCAGUUCCUCCCUCAGUUCCUCCCUCAGUUCCUUCCUCCCUCAGUUCCUCCCUCAGUUCCUUCCUCCCUCAGUUCCUCCCUCAGUUCCUCCCUCAGUUCCUCCCUCAGUUCCUCCCUCAGUUCCUUCCUCCCUCAGUUCCUCCCUCAGUUCCUCCCUCAGUUCCUCCCUCAGUUCCUCCCUCAGUUCCUCCCUCAGUUCCUCCCUCAGUUCCUCCCUCAGUUCCUCCCUCAGUUCCUCCCUCAGUUCCUCCCUCAGUUCCUUCCUCCCUCAGUUCCUCCCUCAGUUCCUCCCUCAGUUCCUUCCUCCCUCAGUUCCUCCCUCAGUUCCUCCCUCAGUUCCUCCCUCAGUUCCUCCCUCAGUUCCUCCCUCAGUUCCUCCCUCAGUUCCUUCCUCCCUCAGUUCCUCCCUCAGUUCCUCCCUCAGUUCCUCCCUCAGUUCCUCCCUCAGUUCCUCCCUCAGUUCCUUCCUCCCUCAGUUCCUCCCUCAGUUCCUCCCUCAGUUCCUCCCUCAGUUCCUCCCUCAGUUCCUCCCUCAGUUCCUCCCUCAGUUCCUCCCUCAGUUCCUUCCUCCCUCAGUUCCUCCCUCAGUUCCUCCCUCAGUUCCUCCCUCAGUUCCUCCCUCAGUUCCUUCCUCCCUCAGUUCCUCCCUCAGUUCCUCCCUCAGUUCCUUCCUCCCUCAGUUCCUCCCUCAGUUCCUCCCUCAGUUCCUCCCUCAGUUCCUCCCUCAGUUCCUUCCUCCCUCAGUUCCUCCCUCAGUUCCUCCCUCAGUUCCUCCCUCAGUUCCUCCCUCAGUUCCUCCCUCAGUUCCUCCCUCAGUUCCUCCCUCAGUUCCUCCCUCAGUUCCUCCCUCAGUUCCUCCCUCAGUUCCUCCCUCAGUUCCUCCCUCAGUUCCUCCCUCAGUUCCUCCCUCAGUUCCUUCCUCCCUCAGUUCCUCCCUCAGUUCCUCCCUCAGUUCCUUCCUCCCUCAGUUCCUCCCUCAGUUCCUCCCUCAGUUCCUCCCUCAGUUCCUCCCUCAGUUCCUCCCUCAGUUCCUUCCUCCCUCAGUUCCUCCCUCAGUUCCUCCCUCAGUUCCUCCCUCAGUUCCUCCCUCAGUUCCUCCCUCAGUUCCUUCCUCCCUCAGUUCCUCCCUCAGUUCCUCCCUCAGUUCCUCCCUCAGUUCCUCCCUCAGUUCCUCCCUCAGUUCCUCCCUCAGUUCCUCCCUCAGUUCCUUCCUCCCUCAGUUCCUCCCUCAGUUCCUCCCUCAGUUCCUCCCUCAGUUCCUCCCUCAGUUCCUUCCUCCCUCAGUUCCUCCCUCAGUUCCUCCCUCAGUUCCUUCCUCCCUCAGUUCCUCCCUCAGUUCCUCCCUCAGUUCCUCCCUCAGUUCCUCCCUCAGUUCCUUCCUCCCUCAGUUCCUCCCUCAGUUCCUCCCUCAGUUCCUCCCUCAGUUCCUCCCUCAGUUCCUCCCUCAGUUCCUCCCUCAGUUCCUCCCUCAGUUCCUCCCUCAGUUCCUCCCUCAGUUCCUCCCUCAGUUCCUCCCUCAGUUCCUCCCUCAGUUCCUCCCUCAGUUCCUCCCUCAGUUCCUUCCUCCCUCAGUUCCUCCCUCAGUUCCUCCCUCAGUUCCUUCCUCCCUCAGUUCCUCCCUCAGUUCCUCCCUCAGUUCCUCCCUCAGUUCCUCCCUCAGUUCCUCCCUCAGUUCCUUCCUCCCUCAGUUCCUCCCUCAGUUCCUCCCUCAGUUCCUCCCUCAGUUCCUCCCUCAGUUCCUCCCUCAGUUCCUCCCUCAGUUCCUCCCUCAGUUCCUCCCUCAGUUCCUUCCUCCCUCAGUUCCUCCCUCAGUUCCUUCCUCCCUCAGUUCCUCCCUCAGUCCCUCCCUCAGUUCCUCCCUCAGUUCCUCCCUCAGUUCCUCCCUCAGUUCCUCCCUCAGUUCCUCCCUCAGUUCCUUCCUCCCUCAGUUCCUCCCUCAGUUCCUCCCUCAGUUCCUCCCUCAGUUCCUCCCUCAGUCCCUCCCUCAGUUCCUCCCUCAGUUCCUCCCUCAGUUCCUCCCUCAGUCCCUCCCUCAGUUCCUCCCUCAGUUCCUCCCUCAGUUCCUCCCUCAGUUCCUUCCUCCCUCAGUUCCUCCCUCAGUUCCUCCCUCAGUUCCUCCCUCAGUUCCUCCCUCAUUCCUCCCUCAGUUCCUCCCUCAGUUCCUCCCUCAGUUCCUCCCUCAGUUCCUUCCUCCCUCAGUUCCUCCCUCAGUUCCUCCCUCAGUUCCUUCCUCCCUCAGUUCCUCCCUCAGUUCCUCCCUCAGUUCCUCCCUCAGUUCCUCCCUCAGUUCCUUCCUCCCUCAGUUCCUCCCUCAGUUCCUCCCUCAGUUCCUCCCUCAGUUCCUCCCUCAGUUCCUUCCUCCCUCAGUUCCUCCCUCAGUUCCUCCCUCAGUUCCUUCCUCCCUCAGUUCCUCCCUCAGUUCCUCCCUCAGUUCCUCCCUCAGUUCCUCCCUCAGUUCCUUCCUCCCUCAGUUCCUCCCUCAGUUCCUCCCUCAGUUCCUCCCUCAGUUCCUCCCUCAGUUCCUCCCUCAGUUCCUCCCUCAGUUCCUCCCUCAGUUCCUCCCUCAGUUCCUCCCUCAGUUCCUCCCUCAGUUCCUCCCUCAGUUCCUUCCUCCCUCAGUUCCUCCCUCAGUUCCUCCCUCAGUUCCUUCCUCCCUCAGUUCCUCCCUCAGUUCCUCCCUCAGUUCCUCCCUCAGUUCCUCCCUCAGUUCCUCCCUCAGUUCCUCCCUCAGUUCCUCCCUCAGUCCCUCCCUCAGUUCCUUCCUCCCUCAGUUCCUCCCUCAGUUCCUCCCUCAGUUCCUUCCUCCCUCAGAGCGGGCGAUCGUGAUCUUCUGCCCGGGCACUGAGUUCUCUCACUUUGAGGAGUCUCUGACUCCCUUGGCCAGGCAGUACGUGGGCAAGGUGUUCUUCAUGAUGGUGGACUCCAGCGAUGAGGACACAUCAGGCCAGCCCAUGGACUACUUUGGCAUUCACGAGGGCGAGACGGCCGUGCUGGCCGUGCUCUCGUACACGGAGGGGGGCGAGCACCAGGAGUCCAAGCACCGCCUGGCAGGGGAACCUACUCUUUCCAACAUGCAGGUGCGUCAGUCAGCUUGCUUGUGUGCAUGCCAGCCAUUCACUUGUGAGAAAUUUCACAUGACAGCCGUGCUGGCUGUGCUCUCAUACACGGAGGAGGGAGAGCACCACGAGGCCAAGCACCGCCUGUCAGGGGAACCCACUCUCGCCAACAUGCAGGUGCGUUCGCCUGCUUGUGUGCAGCAUUCGCUCGUAUUAUGCCACCUGCCGCCCUACUAUAAGUCCGACCCUGUCCCUGAGGAGGUGCGUGGUGCCAUGGUCCGUGGGGCAGGUGUGUGUGGCAGGGAAGGUGAGUGCUGGGCGCAGGUGCAUCGUGAAUGCUGUCUGAGAGCUGUCAAGAUUCCUUCUUGCCAGGCGAACUGCCGCCCUAGCACAACCAUGACCCUGUCCCUGAGGAGGUGCAUGCCCGUGGGGCAGGUGUGUGGGGUAGGGCAGGUGAGUGUUGUUCACAGUGGCCAUGAUGCAUGGCAAGUUACCAUGGUCAUGCCUCCGUGCUCACCAAUUCACCCGCUUUCACUCCUCCCUUCCCUGUACACAUGUGCGCCCGCCCUCCCACCUUCCUCCCCACGCCCUCUACCCCGCUACCCUGCUCUCGCGGGGCAGAACGAUGGGGUGGUGCGCACAGUGGUGGGCAGCACGUUCAAGGAGAUUGUAAUGGAUGAUUCCAAGGAUGUCAUGCUCAUGGUGGGUGCCAGCGACCGCCCCUCGCUGCUCUUCGCCACCAUGGACUAUGCCUCCAAUGAGGUGCCGGGCCUUGAGUGCCCCUCCUGGCGGGCUCCUGCAUUUACCGCCUCCAUAUCAAAGGUCAGUGUGCGCCCCUCGCUGCUCUUCGCUGCCAUGGACUAUGCCUCCAACGAGGUGCCGGGCCUUGAGGUCAGUUGCCCUCUUGCUUGGCUUGGAGGUCAGUGCAUGUGCGCCUCUCUGCUCAGUCCGUCAGCGCUGAGUAAUCCAUCCACGUCAAUGCACCCUUGCUACGUCAGCGCUGAUGCUGAUGCUGAUGCUGAUGCUGAUGCGCUGAUGCUGAUGCUGAUGCUGAUGCGCUGA
Molecule: messenger RNA, 7542 nt
Organism: Closterium sp. Yama58-4
Lineage: Eukaryota; Viridiplantae; Streptophyta; Zygnematophyceae; Desmidiales; Closteriaceae
Source: the annotation of a GenBank genome assembly